Molecule: messenger RNA, 210 nt
Organism: Parnassius apollo (apollo)
Lineage: Eukaryota; Metazoa; Arthropoda; Insecta; Lepidoptera; Papilionidae
Source: the annotation of a GenBank genome assembly
AUGUUUAAAUUUGUACUAUUCGCUGCUCUUGUGGCGUUCGCAGCCGCCAAGCCUCUUGUGUUCGAAUACCCUGUGGCUGCCGCAUACACUGCACCUGUAGCAGCGGCGUACACAGCACCCGUCGCCUACUCCGCCUAUUCGACCUACACCGCGCCUGUAGCGUACUCGGCUUACACCUACGCCUCGCCCUAUGCUUACUAUGUUCGCUGA